AUGACCUCUCCGGCAUCGCCAAAUACCCUCUCGGCGAGCAACCUACAGGUUCUCCCUCCCAUCUUGACUGACAAUACAGUCAAGCCAUCUCCGAGCGCAAGGGAUCGACUCUCCACAUACUCCAAUAUCUCGUUCGUCUCCCAGAACCGGUCACGACCUGGCUCCCACGUGUUCCCCGUCUUCCAUUCCAGCCUCCCGUAUGCCCUGGUUCGAGACUUUGCCUACCCGUCAAUUCAUCCGUUGCACUAUGGACCACCUCCACCACACGCCUCGGGGGUGUCGACCCCCGCUAGCGAAUACCGGCGCUUGUCCGAUCCACCCACUUCUUGGGACACCGCGAAAGGGCCGUGGGCUACUACGGGUGGUUGGAACGUGGAGAGCAAUCAAGGCCACCAACAAUUGCCGGCCAUGUCGUUCGGUGAUGGACCUCCCUACAGUGAAGAUGAAGACCUACACAGUCCAGUAGUGACCUCAUCGCGCCAGCGGAAGAAGUCCACCGUGAAUGAUAUGAACGGCAUGGUAGAUGAGCAUGGCAUGUUGGUCGCUGGAAAUUCAGACCGUGGCACAUUCAUCGGUCUGAAUCCUGAUGGUAGCGAGACCUACUAUGUUAAUGGUGGGGAUGGGGUGGGGGAUGGUCCCGGUGGUGAAUAUGUUACAUACCCGGCAAAUGAAGGACGAUACUCGGUAGCAUAUGGCGGUCAGCCAGGCUAUGCGCAGGAAGCUGGCUUUGAGUCAGAGGAUGACUCCACACGCGGAGAUCGAUACUCAAAUGAUUAUCAAUUUGCCGUUGGCUGUCCGGACGAGGAGAUGCAUGGAAAAGCCGUCGCACUAUUUGACUUUGUGAUCUAUGUUUCAUACCGGCAUGGCGAAGGCUGGCUAGUCGCCGAGGAUCCGAAGACAGGAGAAAACGGUCUCGUCCCAGAGCAGUUUGUUCGACUUCUCCGAGACAUCGAAGGAGGACUGACCUUGUUGAACGGGGAGCCCAAUCCGGAUGUCACCGAAGGCAGCAUAUCAACCGGCAUGGAUAUGACCGAUGAUGAACACACCUCAACCCCUACUCAGGACAACCACGGAGGAACGAACGGUGAUACGCCGGCGUCGAUUCCCGCUGAAAGCAUGGAUGAAUCUCACUCAACAUCAGAGACUGGAAAGACCGUCGAGGGUCCUGGUAAUCGAUCCAGCAUGAUGACAAAGACUUGA
Molecule: messenger RNA, 1200 nt
Organism: Penicillium daleae
Lineage: Eukaryota; Fungi; Ascomycota; Eurotiomycetes; Eurotiales; Aspergillaceae
Product: adaptor protein NBP2
Exons: 2
Coding region: 1-1200 (399 amino acids)
Molecular function (GO): protein binding
Source: RefSeq, a predicted model, not a curated record